This is a messenger RNA of Trichophyton rubrum CBS 118892, 993 nucleotides long. Its product is annotated as succinyl-CoA ligase [GDP-forming] subunit alpha, mitochondrial. The transcript has 7 exons. Gene Ontology annotation, cellular component: mitochondrion; succinate-CoA ligase complex (ADP-forming). The record is from RefSeq and is a predicted model, not a curated record. Gene Ontology annotation, molecular function: succinate-CoA ligase (GDP-forming) activity; succinate-CoA ligase (ADP-forming) activity. Lineage: Eukaryota; Fungi; Ascomycota; Eurotiomycetes; Onygenales; Arthrodermataceae. Gene Ontology annotation, biological process: tricarboxylic acid cycle. Bases 1 to 993 code for a protein of 330 amino acids.
AUGCAGUCCUUCAGACGCUCUACGCUCUCUGCGUUGCAGAAUGCCUCCCGUGUCCAGCGACGCGGAUUCGCAGGCCUCACAGGCUAUGCCUCGACAGUAAAGAACCUCCGCAUCAACGCAGACACCAAGGUCAUUUUCCAAGGCUUCACCGGAAAGCAGGGAACCUUCCAUGCCCAACAAGCAAUCGACUACGGAACCAAUGUUGUCGGUGGCACAAACCCCAAGAAGGCCGGAGAGACUCACCUCGGCAAGCCCGUCUUUGCGAGCGUCGAAGAGGCCGUCAAGGAGACCGGUGCCACUGCUUCCGCCAUCUUCGUUCCACCAUCCGUGGCUGCUAAGAGUAUCGAGGAGUCUAUUGCCGCUGAGGUACCUCUCGUCGUCUGUAUCACUGAAGGAAUUCCUCAGCAUGAUAUGGUCCGCAUCACCGAUAUGCUAAAAUCCCAGAACAAGACCCGUCUCGUUGGACCUAACUGCCCUGGAAUAAUCGCUCCCGGACAAUGCAAAAUCGGUAUCAUGCCCGGCUUCAUCCACAAGAGAGGCCGUAUCGGUAUCGUUUCCCGAUCCGGUACCCUCACCUACGAAGCCGUCAACCAGACCACCCAAGCCGGCCUUGGCCAAUCUCUCGUUGUCGGUAUCGGCGGUGACCCCUUCUCUGGAACCAACUUCAUUGACUGCCUCCGCGUCUUCCUUGAGGAUGAGGAGACCGACGGAAUCAUCAUGAUCGGUGAAAUCGGUGGUAGUGCCGAGGAAGAUGCAGCCGCUUUCCUCAAGAGCGAGAACAAGGCCAACAAGCCUGCCGUCAGCUUCAUUGCUGGUAUCAGUGCUCCUCCAGGCCGACGAAUGGGCCACGCCGGUGCUAUUGUCAGCGGAGGCAAGGGAGGCGCCGACUCUAAGAUUGCUGCUCUCCAAGAUGCCGGCGUCAUUGUCGAGCGAAGCCCUGCUUCCCUCGGAAAGACUCUCCUGGCUGAGUUUGUCAAGAGAGACCUCGUCUAA